Colletotrichum godetiae is the source of this 1835-nucleotide messenger RNA. RefSeq lists its product as uncharacterized. NCBI's taxonomy places the organism in Eukaryota, Fungi, Ascomycota, Sordariomycetes, Glomerellales, Glomerellaceae. The record is from RefSeq and is a predicted model, not a curated record. The coding region runs from base 203 to 1687 and encodes 494 amino acids. The transcript has 3 exons.
UUCGGAUUCGCGCAACUCGCCGAUUCCAUCGCGAAUCUAUCGCGAAACACGGUACCGCGGACCCAUUCUCCAUCACUUUCAUCACGACGAUAAUCGCAUCAAAUCUUGCGAUCAAACCGAGACUUCGCACCGCCUAUCUACCAUCCCCGCUGCCUUUGAAUCCAAUCCAUUCGUUGUGCGCGCGCGCCAUUAGUCGGUCACAAUGGGACUCCCACUCUUCAUCGCUCCCGUCGAGUCAGAUGUUCCCGCUCAAAUCGGCGACAAGUCUGCAGCUGCUCGGCAGCCUCGCUCUACCAUUCGCCGCUCCCGCCGCAGCGUUGACGCCCGCCCCUUCCGCCGUCGCGCUGCUCUACUCCGCGAUAACUACCCCACUCCCGGCCCCGAACCUAUCCCGCGCGCCCGGUAUCCAUGGAUCGAAUCUGGCCAUCCUCCGCCUCCCGAGGCGUACGUUGCACCCCCCUCGCGUUCGACUCCUCCAGUGCCCGAACGCCGUAAUCCCGCUGCUGAAAUCAUCGAACGUGUGAACGAAGCACGCAAUCGUCGACCUGACAACAAUGAGCCCAGCGAAGCUCGCCUGAUUUCCAUGUAUGGUGAUGAAUGGGUAUUGAACCGCAUGCCCAGGCUCUCCAGCGGGGUUACCGUCACACCCCCGACCGGGGAAGAGGACGCCAACUGGCAGGAACCCGACCAGGCUCAGCUUGAGGGCUCAUCAUCAUACGCCGACUACAGAGAGCGACGGAGAUUUCGUCGGGCACAGCUCGAUCGCAUGUCAAUGCCCGCCCCGCCAGUUGCAGCACGCUUUGACCGCAGUCCCGAGCAUGCAACUUCCGCCAGGUUUGCAGGACGUAUGCGUAGACCCGACUUGGAAUCGCAACCGGAUCGCGCAUCGUCCCGGCGCGUACGCCGGAUUCGUCCGUUUGGCCACUUGAUCGAGGCCUCUCUCGCAGACGGCCUUGGCGACCGUAAUAGAAGCAUCAGCCCUGAUGAGGAUGGCGUCUGGGAUACACUGUUGACCACGUUGACGCCCGACCCGCAGCCUCCCAGUGCUGGCUCGUCCUUCGCUUCGGCUUCGGCUUCCGCCUCUGCCUCUGCAUCGCAAUCACAGAGCGCUGGCGCAUCCUCUCGCACGUCUGUAGACAGACCCGAAAGGGCUGAGGAGUCUACCGAGCAACCUUGCGAAUCCGGGCUUGACAACUCGGAUAGUGAGGGCCACGAAGACUUGCACAUGGGAAGGGGCUGGCCUGAUCACUGGUCGAUGAACUACCCGUCCAGACACCGGCGAUUCGUCUCCGACCUGGACGCGAAUGAUCCGAGCAGAAUAUCCUACGUUCGUGGGGACAGGGUUCCGGGAGCUAUGAGGGCCAUGAGUAGCCGCGACAUCGAAGAGAUGCGAAGUCGUCGGCGACUGGAGCUCGCUCGGCACUACAGGAUCGCGACUCGAGAUCCCACUCCGCUACCAGAGCUGCUCGACCACAUUGUCAGAGAUUCGAGCGAGGAAUCACGCGAUGCAGGCGGCCAGGGGGAUGGCGACGGUGACGCAGCCCCCCCGAGCCGCACCGAGUCGUCCAACGACAACGCACUGGAGGGUAUGCAGGAGAUUGUACGGCAUCUCGCACGGCGACAAGACAUUCCCGAUGAGUGGUGGGCAGGUGCUGGGCUUUCCCGGACUCUGCCAGAUGAAUCUUGAACCGCGCACGAUUCGCCGGGCUACGAUUUUCUACGUUUAAUAAGAAAAAGCGAAAAAGCCUGGGAAGUAAAAGAAGCUUCCCAAGGCAUGAUGUUUGGAGUAUAACGGCUAUAGGACCUGCCAUUGGGAGGCAGUCAGGGUUCAUUUU